Messenger RNA from Paramecium pentaurelia, 787 nucleotides. NCBI's taxonomy places the organism in Eukaryota, Ciliophora, Oligohymenophorea, Peniculida, Parameciidae. The record is from the annotation of a GenBank genome assembly.
AUGACUUCCAAAAAACAAUUCAUAGACGAAAUAUGUAUUAAAAAUUGAUAAGUUAAGUUGAGAUAUGUGAUUCUAUUCUUGAGAAAUCAUAUAAAAAUUAAUAGAGUUUGGAGUUAUUGAUUCAGAAAUAUCCGUUGAAUGAAGGAAUCUAAUAAUUUUAAUUGGUUUCUGUGAAUUAAUAUGAAGAUUAAAGCAGAAACUAAUUAAAGUAAUUAAGUAUUGAACAACUGACAUAUAUUUUGGAAGAUGCCAAACAUACUUUAGAUUAAUUAAUGCAUGAGGAAUUGUAAAUAAAUAAAUUGGGAUUGAGAGUGCCUAAAAAAACAUUAGCAGUUUAAAAUUAUGAACAAUGGGAUUUCUUGUUACAAUGGCCUAAAUCCAAUAAUUUAGACAGCAUAAUAAUAAAUGUUAAAAGCAUAACAAGUAAUCUGUAUAUUUAAUGAUUAAAUUGUUAGAUAAUAUUUAAGCUUAAUUGUAAAGAUCAAAAGAAAAAAGUGAUAAUUAAGAUGAUUUUCAGAAUAAAUACUAAGAAGCAUUAGAAAGAAUAGAAUAUUUAGAAAAGUAAAUAGAAAAUGAGUCAAAUAAAACUAUCAAUUAAAGAAUCCUAAUUUAAGAAAAUAUAUUGAAUACAAGAAAACUAUUGAAUCCAUCUAGAAUACCAAAAAGAGAUAAGAUUGAAUUGAUGGAUGAAUUAGAAAAGAAAUUAUAAGAUUUAGAAAUAGAAAAGGAGAAAAUGUCAUCCUAAAGCAUGGAUGCAUUUUCUAAAUUACUUUAAACAAAAUAAUGA